Monosiga brevicollis MX1 is the source of this 1945-nucleotide messenger RNA. RefSeq lists its product as uncharacterized. The transcript has 10 exons. The coding region runs from base 1 to 1800 and encodes 599 amino acids. NCBI's taxonomy places the organism in Eukaryota, Choanoflagellata, Craspedida, Salpingoecidae. Gene Ontology annotation, cellular component: mitochondrion. Gene Ontology annotation, molecular function: manganese ion binding; metalloaminopeptidase activity. The record is from RefSeq and is a predicted model, not a curated record.
AUGGCGGCGGUGCGACUCGGUGCGGCGCGGCUGCGGGCAGCCGAGGCGUCGAUAUGGCAGGCUGCGAUAUCAACAGCAUGCUCGAUGCAAACCGAGGCCAACAAGAUUGCCACAAAGCCGUUUCCUGCCGAAGAAUAUCAUGCUCGGCGAUCUGCGCUGGCCAACAUCUUGCCACCCAACUCGCUGGUGCUCGUGGCAGCCAACACGCUCCGAUAUGCCAGCCACGACAUCCCCUAUCGCUUUCGCCAGAACAGCAACCUGGCAUACCUGGCCCCUUUGCCCGAGCCCGAUGGUCUCUUUAUUCUGCGCACGGACGCUGCGCGCCGAGUGAUUCACACUGCUUUGGGCGUGCUGCGCAAGGACCCACACCGAGAGCUCUGGGAUGGCCAUCGCAUUGGGCCCGAUGCAGCUCCGGCCCUGAUGCAUGUCGACCAAGCCGUCGUGGCCGAACUACCCGUGCUGCUGGAGACGGUGGCACCACACUUGACGGAUUGUAGUGGCAUUUAUGUGCACAUGGGCGAUGCGACACCGACGGCCUGUGCUGGCCUCCUGACGCAGCUGCGGUCACAAUGUCCCAAUCAGCCCAUUCAGGAGGUGGCGCCUUACCUCGCCCGGCUACGAUCCGUCAAAUCGCCUCGCGAAAUUGUACAUCUGGCUGCUGCGGGCCGCGCCUCUGCGUUGGCCAUGAACCAGACCUUUGCACGCCUGGCCGAGUUGAGCUCGGAAUGGGAAGUCGACGCGUCUCUUGAAUUCGCCUAUCGACGCCUCGGGUGUCAGGGCCAUGCUUACCCACCCGUUGUGGCCGCGGGCGAGCACGCCCUAACCCUCCACUACGUCACCAACGACGCACCGCUGCGCGCCGGUGAUCUGCUGCUGGUGGACGCCGGUGCCGAGCGGGCCGGCUACAACGCUGACAUAACCCGCACCGUCCCCAUUAGUGGACGCUUUUCCGAUGCGCAGGCCGAGCUGUAUGACGCAGUCCUGCGCGUGCAGACGCGCUGCCUCGAACUCUUGAUGUGGGGCGAAGCGCGCAAUCUGAUGCAGCUGCACCAGCAGUCCGCACGCAUGGUGGUUGAGGAGGGCAAGCGCCUCGGUCUGCUCUCUUCUCGUGCUACAGCUUCUGAUGCACGCUCGCUCAUGCCGCAUUCCAUCGGUCACCACCUUGGCCUGGACGUGCAUGACCCUGGCUCGCCCGUUGAACCCCUCAGCCCCAACAGCGUGGUUACGGUUGAACCCGGCAUUUAUGUCCCCAAUAGCGACGCCUUUCCCAAAGCAUACCGCGGCAUCGGCAUCCGCAUCGAAGAUAACGUGGUCAUUGGUGGGGCUACCGAAGGCCUGCAGGACCUCACCAAGAACUGCUACAAGGUCCCCACCCCCAUUGCCGAGUUUGCUGCCCAGAUUGGACUUGACAACUUCCGCAUCUCCUUGGGAUCCAUUGUGGCGGCCGUGUAUGCCGCUGGCUACCUUGCCAUGGAGCCCGUGGCCGGCAGCAUCGCCUCCAUCUGCCUCCUCUAUGGCUCCAACUGCGCUCUCAACUAUGCCACCACGGAACCCAACGCCAUGAUCAAGCUCGGCGCUCUCCAUGCGAGCUGCUGGGCCAUGCAAUUUUUCGGCCACUUUGUGUUUGAGGGCCGUGCUCCCGCGCUUUUUGACAACCUGUUUCAGUCUCUCUACCUGGCCCCUCUCUUUGUGCUCCUGGAGAUCAUGUUCAUGUUUGGUUACCGUCCCGAUCUGUCCAAGAGCAUCUACGACAAUGCCGAACGGGACAUCAAGAACUGGAAGGCAAGCAAGUCGAAGUAAAGCCGUCGUUUUGCUCUGCCACCCUUCAAUCGGGUCGAUGGCUGCUUCUUGUUGAUUUAUGUUCGCUUGGCUACUGGCUGCCUCCAACGUGCUUCUGCCUGUGCUUUUUCUUUGCUUUGUUUCUAUCAAUCCAUGCGCUUUACUC